Myotis lucifugus (little brown bat) is the source of this 1868-nucleotide messenger RNA. It is a transcript of the gene UTP18, whose product is annotated as UTP18, small subunit processome component. NCBI's taxonomy places the organism in Eukaryota, Metazoa, Chordata, Mammalia, Chiroptera, Vespertilionidae. Gene Ontology annotation, cellular component: Pwp2p-containing subcomplex of 90S preribosome; small-subunit processome. Gene Ontology annotation, molecular function: protein binding. The coding region runs from base 44 to 1711 and encodes 555 amino acids. The transcript has 14 exons. The record is from RefSeq and is a predicted model, not a curated record. Gene Ontology annotation, biological process: rRNA processing.
GGAGGCUCCACGUGAGCGCCUGCGUUUCUUCUCCAAGCCAACGAUGCCACCCGAACGGAGGAGCCGAACGAAACCGGAGCGGAGAACCGGAUCGAGGCCGAACCGGAAGAUCCCAAUGAAGCCGGACAGGAAAGCCGGAGCGGGGCCGGGCGGGCCGCCCCGAAAGGCUGCUUAUUCAUCCCAGCGGAAACCGCCGGCCGGGCCGAGAGCAGCGGCCGCUGCGAUCACGAUCGCGGCGGCGGAGGAGAGCCGGCUCCGGGAGCUGCACCGCCUGACGCUGGAGGAGGACAAGCCGGCCGUGGAGCGGUGCCUGGAGGAGCUGGUUUUCGGCGACGCCGCGGACAACGAGGACGCGCUGCUGCGGCGUUUGCGAGGCCCGCGGGUUCAAGUACAGGAAGACUCAGGAGACUCAGAGGUGGAGAAUGAAGCAAAAGAUAAUUUUCCACCUCAGAAGAAGCCAGUUUGGGUGGAUGAAGAAGAUGAAGAUGAGGAAAUGGUUGACAUGAUGAACAAUCGUUUUCGGAAAGAUAUGAUGAAAAAUGCCAGUGAAAAUAAACUUUCAAAGAAUGAGCUUCAAAAGAGACUUAAGGAAGAAUUUCAGCAUGCCAUGGGGGGAGUACCUGCCUGGGUAGAGACUAAUAAGCGGAAAGCAUCUUCAGAUGAUGAAAGUGAAGAGGAUGAAGAUGAUUUAUUGCAAAGGACUGGGAAUUUCAUAUCCACAUCGACUUCUCUUCCUAAAGGAAUCUUAAAGAUGAAGAACUGCCUACAUGCCAAUGCUGAACGUCCUACGACUGCUCGGAUCUCGUCUGUGCAGUUCCAUCCUGGUGCUCAGGUGGUGAUGGUUGCUGCCCUAGAUAACUCUGUAUCACUGUUUCAGGUUGAUGGGAAAACAAAUCCUAAAAUUCAGAGCAUCUAUUUGGAAAAGUUUCCAAUCUUUAAGGCUUGUUUUAGUGCUAAUGGAGAAGAGGUUUUAGCCACAAGUACCCACAGCAAGGUGCUUUAUGUCUAUGAUAUGCUGGCCGGAAAGUUAAUUCCAGUACAUCAAGUGAGAGGUUUGAAAGAGAAGAUAGUAAGGAGCUUCGAAGUCUCCUCAGAUGGGUCCUUCUUGCUCAUAAAUGGCGUUGCUGGAUAUUUUCAUUUGCUGUCAAUGAAGACUAAAGAAUUGAUUAGUAGCAUGAAAGUAAAUGGAAGGAUUGCAGCAUCCACGUUCUCUUCAGAUAGUAAGAAAGUGUACGCCUCUUCGGCGGAUGGGGAAGUUUACGUUUGGGAUGUGAACUCUAGGAAGUGCCUGAACAGGUUUGUUGAUGAAGGCAGUUUAUAUGGAUUGAGCAUUGCAGCAUCUAGGAAUGGACAGUAUGUGGCUUGUGGUUCUAACUGUGGAGUGGUAAACAUAUACAGUCAAGAUUCUUGUCUCCAAGAAACAAACCCAAAGCCGAUAAAAGCUAUAAUGAACUUGGUUACCGGUGUUUCUUCUUUGACCUUCAAUCCUACCACAGAAAUCUUGGCAAUUGCUUCAGAAAAAAUGAAAGAAGCAGUCAGAUUGGUUCACCUUCCUUCCUGUACAGUAUUUUCAAACUUCCCAGUCUCUAAGCAGAAGAAUCUUUCUCUUGUGCAUACCAUGGAUUUUUCUCCAAGAAGUGGAUAUUUUGCUUUGGGGAAUGAAAAGGGCAGGGCCUUACUGUAUAGGUUGCACCAUUACUCAGACUUCUAAAGAGAUCAUUUGAAAUUCAGUCGAGUCACAAGAGAAGCCCAUCCUGGUAGAUCUGAGAAGCUUUCCAGAAUGUGUGAUAAUGUACGGAUCAUGAUUUUUUGAGCCAACUGUACAUAUUUAAGUUAAUAGAAAUGUAUAAUAAAUACUUGGCAACUUU